AAAGUAGCAGCCUCUUGUCCUUAAAUAUAGUGACCCACAAUUAAGCUCUGUUAAUUCUCUCUCUCAGAUACCAUAAACCUCAUCAUCUCUUUCUCUCAACCAUGGCAUCUCAGCCAUGGAUGUGCAUAGGCUUUUUAACUUCCAUGCUUGUUCUCAUGGGUGCAGUGGAGGCCCUUCCCAUGGCUAAUAAAAUUGUGAGUUUGCCUGGGCAGCCACGUGUCAGCUUCCAACAAUUUGCAGGCUACAUUGAUGUAGACGACCACCCACAGAGAUCUCUGUUUUACUAUUUUGUUGAAGCAGAGUCUCGCCCUGCUUCGAAACCGCUUGUUGUCUGGUUCAAUGGAGGGCCUGGUUGUUCGUCGGUUGGAGAGGGCGCUUUCGUUGAACACGGUCCUUUUAAACCAAGUGGAGGGGCUACUCUAAUAAAGAAUCCAUACAGUUGGAACACAGAAGCAAACAUGUUGUACCUAGAGUCACCAGCCGGUGUUGGUUUCUCAUUUGCUGCUGAUAAGUCAUUUUACGAAAAUGUGAAUGACAACAUAACAGCACGAGACAGUUUAACAUUUCUUCAGCGCUGGUUUGACAAAUUUCCAGAAUACAACCACAGAGAUUUGUUUCUUGUAGGAGAAAGCUAUGCAGGUCACUAUGUGCCACAACUUGCACAGCUAAUAAUUCAGUCUGGUGUGAAUUUCAACCUCAAGGGGAUAGCUAUAGGGAACCCUCUACUGGAAUUCAGUACUGAUGUCAAUGCGGAGGAUUUGUUUUACUGGUCUCAUGGGCUGAUUUCUGAUGCUGCUUAUGGACUUCUCACUUCAGUCUGCAACAGUUCUCAGUUAUUGAGAGAGACCAUAGCAGGCUCUCCCUCUGAUGCUUGUUCUGAUGUAGCCACUCAAGUUUCACAAGAACUUAGCAACUAUGUCGACAAAUACUACGUUACCGGCGACAUUUGUUUGUCGCCCCCCUUUCCAACAAAAUUGGAACUUCUGAACCCGUUAAGGUCAAACUUUCGAACUUCAGCAUUUCAUCGUUCAAGUGCAGAAGCCGGCAAUUAUAAUCAGCAACUUACAGACAAGAUAGAUGCCUGUGUAGAGGAAGAAACAGUGACUUAUUUAAACAGAAAAGAUGUACAAAAGGCCCUUCAUGCUAAGCUUGUAGGAGUCUCUAGUUGGAGUUUGUGCAGCCAGGUUCUGCAAUAUGAUAUGCGAGAUAUAGAAAUUUCGACCAUUCAUAUUGUCGGCUCACUUGUCAAAUCUGGCGUUCGUGUAAUGGUUUAUAGUGGAGAUCAAGAUUCAGUGGUUCCAUUUUUUGGAAGUCGAGGUUUGAUUAAUGGAUUGGCGACGCAGCUGGGUCUCAAGUCAACUGUGCCUUACAGAGCUUGGUUUGAGGGAAAACAGGUUGGUGGGUGGACACAAGUUUAUGGUGAUAUCCUAUCAUUCGCCAUCAUAAGAGGAGCUUCACACACAGCUCCAUCUACACAACCAAAGAGAUCACUUGCGCUGUUUAAGUCAUUUCUAGGAGGCAAGACACUGCCAGCCCAUGCAUGAUCAGCCCUCCAUGGACCUGUAAUUUAUCAGCAAAUUAAUGCACCCUCCGGAUCCCCUCCCAUAAAACACUAUCGAUCAAGAGUUAGGAAUGCCAUGACCUCUAAUUUGCAAUUCUUGUAAACUGAAUGAUGUCCCUAGUGUAUUCUUCAACAUUUUUAACAU
Messenger RNA from Prunus mume (Japanese apricot), 1706 nucleotides. RefSeq names its product serine carboxypeptidase-like 45. NCBI's taxonomy places the organism in Eukaryota, Viridiplantae, Streptophyta, Magnoliopsida, Rosales, Rosaceae. Gene Ontology annotation, biological process: proteolysis. Gene Ontology annotation, cellular component: vacuole. Gene Ontology annotation, molecular function: serine-type carboxypeptidase activity. The record is from RefSeq and is a predicted model, not a curated record.